GGCCAGACCGUGUCUUGGAUAGCAUUCACUCUGUCGCCCCGUUGCGCUGGAUCUUGCCCUCCCGCAACAAGCCCUGGAGACUGGAGCAGAGUCGGAAGCUGCUUCGGCCGAAGCAACGUCGUCCCGACAUAUUACUUUAACCGCCGGUCCUCGGGGGUGCUCACAGCAUGACUGCCCCGAUCAGCACACCGGUGACCUCGACGGCGAAGGAUGCCGCCUCGGCCAGGAAGCGGCGGAGAAGAGCCCCGGCCGGUGGGGCCGCAGACGACUGCUUUACCUGUGCUAAGCGGAAUGUGAAGUGCGACCGGAGGAGGCCGUACUGCUCGCAGUGCUUGGAGAUCGGCAACGAGUGCUCUGGCUACAAGACGCAGCUGACAUGGGGCGUCGGCGUGGCGAGUCGCGGCAAGCUGCGCGGGCUCUCCCUUCCCAUUGCGAAGGCCCCGCCUGUGAGCUCGAGCAAGACAACGACGGUGAAGUCGCCGACGGCCGCACGGGGCCGGACCGGCUCUGUCGCCUCGACUGGGCAAUGGACGGCGGAGCAGCAGGAUGACAGGGCCAGCAGGGAGGAGACGGAAACAGGCAUCAAGCCGGAAAACGCCAACAAACGGAAUCUAUCGGUAGCGUUGCCACCGCCGGCACCCUUCCACUCGCACUACGACAUGUCACACUUAUCGCCAACCGAGACGGCACCACCAGGCUGGACUCACAUCCCUUUUUCAGCGAGCAUGACGGCAAACGAUAUGCCGAGGUUCGGGCCGGGCCCGCUCCAGAUCCCUGUUUCGUCACCGGCAGACAUGAUGCGGCGGGACAUGAUUCACACACCGAUCGACUCGAUGAGCGACGUCGACUAUAUGUCCCCGCUUGGCCACUCGUUUCCGAGGGAAGAGGUGCCUUCCUACAUCCACAGCCCGGUCGUGUACGAGGGGUUUCCGAGCCACACCUCGCCAGCCCCGCAGAGUCCGGUCACCGCCAUGAUGAUCGAGCACUCCCGGGCGCCAGCUUCGUGUCCCAGUCUUGUCUACACCCCGUCAGAACCCGCCUCUAGCCUCCACUCUCAUAUCUCUCACAUAGACAACCUGGAAGCACAAUACGGCCGGAAACUGCCUCACGACUGUGACGUCUUGGUCCCAGGCACACCUGAUCUAGAGACGUAUAGUUCAAGCGCUCAAUCUCACGGCGCAUUUUGGGCAGCGUCGAGUGCCGACGAGGGGUCAUCAGUAUCCCAGAGCGUUCCGGACAGAAAUCCAGAACCAUGGCCCGGUUCGUUUCCCUCGCAGCCACCCUCACCUGUCCUGCAGGUGAGCUCGGAUCUCAUCACCAAAAUGCCGUUUUUCAUGGACUACUAUGAGAAGACCAUGUGCCCGGGCAUGGUCUUCAUCGACGGCCCCAACAACCCCUUCAGAGAACACAUUCUUCGGCUCGGCACAAGCAGCAGGAGCCUACAGCAUGCCAUCUGUGCACUCGCGGCAUGUAAUCUGAGGAUGAAGAGAAGGCUUAGUCUGGGUCAUCACGGCAGGGAUGCUGGAGAGAGACGAUUAGACAUGAGUCCCAUUGACAGCGCAUCCAACGUUCAACCCAGUGACCAGUCCCUCGCGGAGGAAUACCAGCACCGCAAUCUGGCCGUUCGUCUGCUGAACGAACAGCUGAACGACCCGGAGAAGUCGACGCACGACUCGGUUCUGGCCACAAUAUUAAUAUUAUGUCACUAUCGGAUGGCCGAGUCGGGCGUGGCAAAGUUUCAGACGCAGUUCGCGGGCGUGAAGAAGAUUCUAGGAUUGAGACGGAUGUCGCCGUACCCGCCUUCGAGAGACUCGGCGUGGAUGGAAGCCUUGUUUACCUAUUUUGACGCCAUAUCCGCGAGUGUCAACGACAGGGAACCCCAACUUACCACCUCCUUUUACGGCGUCCCGCCGGACGCGCACCUAUUGCCACCAGGCGCCGAGAACUUGGUCGGCUGUGACCGGGACCUCUUCAAGACCAUCAGCAAGCUCGGCCGGCUAAAUCUCCUAUCCCAACACCGCCCAGUACAGCAUAUUCUCACCUCGUCUCCACUACCUCGCGUCAGCGCGUCCUCUCGAUCAGCAUCACCUCUCAACGCGGCGUUCAAACCGCCUUCUUUACUCAACGGGCAAGACCCUCAUCACCACAGCAUAUUCGGCGGCCCACCGCACCCCAUCAACAGCAGCGUCCGAUUCGACGGCAGUGGUUUCGGCUCGACGACCUUCGAAGACGACGAGAUGCUUAGUCCCACACACCUCCACUCGCCGACACCUUACGACGAUCCCCGCACCAUGUUCUGGCGCGAAUGGAAGGAAGCCCGCCUGGCACUCCAAUCCUGGGAGUUCGACUCGGCCCGUGUCCGCGCCUCGCUCACCGCCCGCUCACCGCCAACCUCGCCGACAUCGCCGUCCCCGGUCCCGAUAUCAAACUCCGUACCCACGAGCGCUCAAGUCCGCGACCUCAGCUCGUUAAGCGAAGCCUUCCGCUACGCCGCGCUGCUCUACACCGAACGCCUCGCCAGUCCCAACGUGCCGUCCAACCACAACAACUUCCGGAACCUGGUCAGCCAAGUGGUCUACUACGCUACCAGCCUCGAGUCGGGCAGCGCGGCAGAGAAGUUCCUGCUCUGGCCCCUGUUUGUGGCGGGGAGCGAGUGCGUGAACGAGCUGCAGCAGAACAUUGUGCGGUCCAAGUGCAGGGAGAUCAUGGCCCGGAGCGGGUACAUGAACAACCUGGCUGCGCUCGAGGUUCUGGAGAGGUUGUGGGCCGGUGAAGGGUGGAAGGAGGAUACGAUGAGGAGUUCUCAUCAUCAGGGAAGGAUGCUUGGGAGCGAAAAGGGAGGGCCGUUCAACUGGAUGAGGUGCAUUGGAGGACCCGGGGUGGAGGUUGAGUGGAUUAUGUUUUGAUGAUGAUAAUGAUGAUGAUGGGCUAAUGAAGGGAAUGAAUGGGGCAGGGAAUAGACGACUGGGAUGCUGGUCGAAUGGGGAGCGGUUUAUAAACGGCGCCUUUGGAGAGCGCGUACUCUCUCUGUUGGUUGGGUUUUGUCGUUGAAGAGUAGGAGCGGAGCGGGAUCUCUGUCAUGG
Molecule: messenger RNA, 3083 nt
Organism: Chaetomium strumarium
Lineage: Eukaryota; Fungi; Ascomycota; Sordariomycetes; Sordariales; Chaetomiaceae
Product: fungal-specific transcription factor domain-containing protein
Exons: 2
Coding region: 168-2906 (912 amino acids)
Biological process (GO): positive regulation of transcription by RNA polymerase II
Cellular component (GO): nucleus
Molecular function (GO): DNA-binding transcription factor activity, RNA polymerase II-specific; zinc ion binding; RNA polymerase II cis-regulatory region sequence-specific DNA binding
Source: RefSeq, a predicted model, not a curated record